AUGAAGAUGUCUACACAAGAUUCAUCUGGUGGAGGUUAUAUUGAACAGGUAACUACUGUUACCAGUUCUAUCGCAGGUUACCUCAAAUUCCCUGUCCUUGUGUCCUUGAUUUAUCCAAGUUCCAUCCCAAAUGCGGCCCGCACCGAAGUUCCACGACCCUCACAAUUCGGCAUCUCGGAUUUCGAGGAGUUGAUGAUCCCUACACCUGAUGGGGAAAAGCUUUCAGCCUUCUACAUUCGAGCACCGCUGACGAGGAAAAGAAAGAAUGUCACAAUCCUCAUGUUUCACGGCAAUGCCGGAAAUAUUGGUCAUCGAAUACCUAUCGCGAGGCGAUUCAUAAACAUUGUAGGAUGUAGUGUCUUGAUGUUGGAAUACCGGGGUUAUGGUCUCUCUACUGGAUCACCGGACGAGAAGGGUCUCAUGAUAGAUGCUCAGACUGGCUUCGACUAUCUUCGCAAGAGAGCAGAGACGAGAGAUAAUGAUAUUGUCAUCUACGGUCAAAGUCUUGGGGGUGCCGUAUCAAUACAACUAGUAGCAAAAAAUCAACACGACGAAAGAUUAGUGGGUCUCGUUUUGGAAAAUACUUUUCUAUCCAUGAGAAAGUUGAUUCCAUCUGUUAUUCCACCAGCCAGAUAUCUCGCCUAUCUAUGCCAUCAAGUUUGGCCAUCAGACACAUACCUACCUACCAUUACCGAAGUACCCAUUCUCUUCAUUAGCGGUCUCCUGGAUGAGAUUGUACCACCCAGCCACAUGCGGCGUCUCUUUGAGAUCUGCCAAUCCCCCACCAAAGUAUGGAAGCCUCUCCCGAGCGGUGACCACAAUUCGAGUGUGGUUGAGAUUGGGUAUUUCGAAGCCAUCGCCGAUUUCGUCGGGAACCUAGACACAAAACACGGUUGA
Botrytis fragariae is the source of this 897-nucleotide messenger RNA. RefSeq names its product putative bem46 family protein. NCBI's taxonomy places the organism in Eukaryota, Fungi, Ascomycota, Leotiomycetes, Helotiales, Sclerotiniaceae. The record is from RefSeq and is a predicted model, not a curated record. Gene Ontology annotation, molecular function: palmitoyl-(protein) hydrolase activity. The coding region runs from base 1 to 897 and encodes 298 amino acids. The transcript is spliced from 4 exons. Gene Ontology annotation, cellular component: membrane.